AUGCGUUUCCCCAUGCCUGCCGGUAAGCAGAAGAUCAUCCAGGAAGAAUGGGAACGGAGGCUGCACGAGGUGCAGGUUAGCAAAUAUGACUUGAAUCGCCUUGUCAUGGACUACCUCGUGAUUGAGGGAUACAAGACUGCGGCGGAGGAGUUCAGCCGAGAGGCCGGAAUGGAAUCACCUGUGGACUUUGAGAGCAUCGAAAGCAGGAUGAACAUCCGGGAAGCGCUGCAGCGUGGAGACGUCAGCGAUGCGAUUACACGUGUAAAUGACCUGAAUCCCGAGAUACUCGACACGAAUCCAGCGCUCUAUUUCCGACUUCAACAGCAGAAGCUCAUUGAGUUUAUCCGACAAGGUAACAUUCCUGAGGCGCUCCGCUUUGCUCAGGAAGAAUUAGCUCCGAGAGGGGAAGAAAGUCCGGAGUUCUUGGCCGAGCUUGAAAGAACGAUGGCGCUUUUGGCCUUCGAAUUUUCUCCGUUGACGCCCCCGGCUAUCAGCGAACUUCUUUCUCCGGUACAGCGGAUGAAGACCGCAGGGGAAGUGAACUCGGCCAUCCUCGAGAGCUUGAGUCAGGGCAAGGAGGCGAAGCUAGUUGGAUUGCUCAAGCUUCGGCAGUGGGGGGAGAACCUUCUUGGUGAGCGUGCCGAGUUUCCCAAGAUGUUGGCCAACAUCAUCCCGAGAUUAGGUGGCCAUGGACGCUCAACAAAUCGCAACGCUUAUAGCUACGAAUAA
This is a messenger RNA of Postia placenta MAD-698-R-SB12, 729 nucleotides long. RefSeq lists its product as hypothetical. Gene Ontology annotation, molecular function: protein binding. The transcript has 6 exons. The record is from RefSeq and is a predicted model, not a curated record. The coding region runs from base 1 to 729 and encodes 242 amino acids. NCBI's taxonomy places the organism in Eukaryota, Fungi, Basidiomycota, Agaricomycetes, Polyporales, Adustoporiaceae.